Messenger RNA from Bemisia tabaci, 2383 nucleotides. Its product is annotated as proton-coupled amino acid transporter-like protein pathetic. Gene Ontology annotation, molecular function: L-amino acid transmembrane transporter activity. Gene Ontology annotation, biological process: amino acid transmembrane transport. Gene Ontology annotation, cellular component: vacuolar membrane. The record is from RefSeq and is a predicted model, not a curated record. Lineage: Eukaryota; Metazoa; Arthropoda; Insecta; Hemiptera; Aleyrodidae.
UUUAGAUAACCCUAAAAGGCCCGACCAUAUUCAAAUGUAAAAAAAAGGGAAAAGAUGAAAUGAAAAAAUUCAUUUCGUGAUGUGAAGUUGUUAGUGCAAUAUGUAGUAACUCGUCAUACCUACUUGUAAAUAGGAGCAAUUCUUGUGCCGAUCUUGUGCCGAGAAAAGAGGAACAACAAGAGAAAAAUCCAAAUACUCGAGAAUUUAAACAUGCAACAACAGAUUUUGAAACGUUCUUGCAUAUUAUAAAGGCUUCUCUGGGGUCCGGGCUGCUAGCAACACCAGAUGCCUUUAAAAAUGCAGGAAUCGCCUUGGGUCUUAUCGGCACGGCAAUGGCUGUCGCGGCCAUCACUCAUACCACCGCAAUGCUUGUGAGGAACUCUCAAACAUUGUGUUACAUGUUAAAAAAGCCAUUUCUGACAUAUUUCGAAACAGCCGAGUAUGCAUUUGAAUAUGGAAACCUACCCGCUGCCAAAGGUCAUGGUGGUCUUGCCAGGAGAUUUGUAAAGCUGUUUUCUUUAAUCACCUACUAUGGUGUAAACACAAUUUAUAUGGUCUUAAUCGCAUCAACAAUCAAGCAGCUCGUCGAGACUCGGAUAGACACUCAAUGGAACAUUCGAUGGUACAUUUUGUUGGCUCUCAUCAUAAUUCUUCCUGUUGGAGUUAUCAAACUCAUGAAAUUCUUGGCCCCUUUCUCAGCCUUCGCUAACGUUUGCCUUUUUGGUGGUCUCGGGAUUAUUCUCUGUAGAAUCCUGAGGGAUUUACCCCCUGUCUCCUCUAGGCCUUUGGUGGCUCCCAUUGAGAAAAUCCCUUUAUUCAUUUCGACAAUACUUUUUGGUUGUGAGGGCAUUGGAAUUGUGUUGCCGGCCGAAAAUGAGAUGAAAAACCCCGAUCAUUUCCUGGGGUGGACCGGGGUCUUAAGCUGGUCGAUGUUCUGCAUCGGGAUUUCAAACGCCAUUGUCGGGUUCUUCGGGUACCUUAAAUUCGGUGACGAGGUACAAGGUAGCAUCUCCUUAAACAUGCAAGACGAUUGGAUCUCAGAAUUAGUGAAAAUACUCAUUGCGCUGGCAAUCCUCUUCUCUUAUGGGCUUCAAAUGACAGUAACCUCCGAGGUUGUGUGGGACAGCGUGAAGGAUCGAUUUCACAAGGACAACUCGAAAAAGGCCUACUAUUGUGUCAGAAGCUCUCUAGUUGUUGGAACAGCCGUUGUUGCAGCUGUGAUACCCAACCUGGCACCAAUCAUAUCGCUGUUUGGAGCAGUUGGUUUUUCAAUGAUGGGACUUUUCUGCCCUGCUGUUAUAGAUCUAGUGCUUUACUAUGAUCCAGAAAGAGGUUGGACCGACUGGCGUUGCUUAAAAAAUAUUCUCCUCAUGUUAGCUGCUUUAGCUGCGACUUUGCUCGGCACAUAUUCAAGUAUGGUUGACAUCAUUACCAACUACGAAUGAUCUUAACCGGCGGAGGCGGUUGUAGGGAUCGCUCUGUGUAUAAAAGAGAAAGGAAUAGGGAGAAAGAGAAGUAGAAAGUAAGAUAUGAAAAUCUCGCAUUGAUUUUGAUAUGAGUGAGAACAUUUUUGAUUACACUGAUAAAAAUUAUCGUGUUUUUGUGUUACUUUUGGUAAGUGAAGGAAAUAGAACUCAAACCAAUUAAAAUUUUGUGUUGAUUUUAGUAUAAUUUGCGGCAAAUUUAGCAAAGACAACAUUGGAGAUUGGAGAAACUGGGAAGUCCCAACCGAAAGCUUGAAUUAUUUUGUGUUUAACUUCCCGUUUUAACCAAACUUUCGUGUUGAUUAUUUUCUUGGUGUGCUCGAAAUGAUUUUGUGAUUUUCUUUCCUUACGUAUGAGAAAAAAAGACCCCGUGAAAAAAUUAUGAAGUUGUUUUUGAAUAAUUUUUUUUACAGAAUAAGACACUCAGAAUAGGUUGUACAACCUAAAUGAAAGGAUAAAUGCAAAACAGCUGCAUAUAAUAUCAAUGGAAACUUGAGCCACCACGCCGUGACUAUUCUGACUACAUUUUGCAAUUCGGAACCACAAUAUCUGGCUCAAUGUAGGAACAAAGUAAGUACCAUUAGUUUCCCGAUGUACAUAAGUGUUUUUACGGAUGAGCCAGAUAUUUUAGUUCCUAACUGGAAAAAGAAGUCCAUUUGACGAACGCAAAAUUAAUGGCAACUCUUAAAUUCCGGUCUGAAUACAUGUAUUCAGAAAUAGCAGAAAGCAGAAAUAGCUGCAGCUAUUUCUGCUUGACGACUGCUUAAGUUGCACAUUAUGUAAAAAAUGAAGGGGUACCUAACUGCUGAGUUUUUCGGAAGUAGGACCGCACUGUGCGGUUGAAACCACAUAAUACCUGUCAUUGAUUGCCUGGUUUUCAAGUAUUCUAUAAACUAAAA